CGCUUGACCAAUCCGGAGCAACUCCGGAAGUACAGCCGCAUGAAUUUUAGCUCCGGAGAACCAGCCAGAGUCCGGACCUGUACGGCCGGUGUACCUGGACGAUGCAGGAUAUCAGAGUUGCAACUUGCCUCAGAAAAGCUUGGUUUUUGCAGCGUGCAACUUGCAAGUUGCUAGACCCCCUGAGCAGGGCGUCAGCAGAGAUACAAUCAGGCGCACUCAUUUGUUAUCAGAUAUUUUCACUGGCGACCAAUUGUUUGUGAGCUGGCAGAGUCAUACCUGUGUGCUCUGGUCUUCUUUCUGUGACAGCGCCCUUUUGAAACGAGGGCGCCGUUGCAUGCUCACAGGGCAUUGAGCACCCCGCGGUGGCGGGAAGUAUGGCGAGCAAAGUCCAAAAGCUGUAUGACGCUUGCCGGGCAGCCUUUGGCGCCAAGGGUCCCGCCUCAAAGGAGAAUCUGCAGUUGUUACAGGAAGCUCUUGACUCAGUGACGUGCGCUGACGUAGGUCUAGAUCCAGUAACUGAUGGGGAGACGCGCGGGUUUGGGUUUUUUGGUCGGCAGGGGCCCUGGGGCCGCCACAGUGCGGCGCCCCCCCGAUGGGCCCCGCCCAUCUCCUAUCAACACAUCUACGAAGAUCAACACAUUUCGAUUGGCAUCUUCUGCCUCCCCACGUGCGCCUCCAUCCCCCUCCAUAACCACCCAGGAAUGGUGGUUAUGAGCAAGCUGCUAUAUGGCGACAUGCACGUGCGGUCCUAUGACUGGGCCAACCAGGAGGCGCCUCCGGUCGGCCCCCAACACCCACCCCGACGAAACGCCGUGUUAGUUUGCGACGAAGUCCUCUCAGCCCCCUGCGACGCCCUGGUUUUGUACCCCACUUCGGGGGGGAACAUCCACGCGUUCACCGGCGUCACCCCCUGCGCCGUCCUCGACGUGGUGGCCCCCCCUUACGACCCGGAAUCGGGCCGGCACUGUACCUACUACAGAGAAACGCCAGUGCCUGCGAUGGUGGGCAAGCGAGACCACAAAUCAUCGGCCGUUACGGACGAAUCCAUCUGGCUAGAAGAGUUCUCUCCACCGGACGACUUCGUCAUCGAAAGGGGAUUGUACAGGGGACCUAAAGUGCAAGGUGUAAGGUAGCCCGCAUGUGCUUGUGUAUAAUCAUCGACGCAUCGUCCAUUGUUGGGUUGUUCAGGGGCAUUGCAUUUGCAUUGAUUUCCUCCGCAUUUGGUGAACGGAGAUGAGGCCACAUGGCCAGACUGACGGCAAAAUAAGUUGACUUGGUUUUCGCAGGCACUUAGGUAUGCAGAAUUGAGGUCACCUUUCUACAGUUCUGCUUGGGCGAAGUCAAACGGUCUCGGUCUGGGGCAACAAGUGGGGUCUCAACGCUCUGCACAUGAUCGAAUUGUUUGCAGCUUGAUAUUCAAG
This is a messenger RNA of Klebsormidium nitens, 1421 nucleotides long. NCBI's taxonomy places the organism in Eukaryota, Viridiplantae, Streptophyta, Klebsormidiophyceae, Klebsormidiales, Klebsormidiaceae. The record is from the annotation of a GenBank genome assembly.